Molecule: messenger RNA, 604 nt
Organism: Selaginella moellendorffii
Lineage: Eukaryota; Viridiplantae; Streptophyta; Lycopodiopsida; Selaginellales; Selaginellaceae
Product: small nuclear ribonucleoprotein SmD1b
Exons: 4
Coding region: 90-434 (114 amino acids)
Biological process (GO): spliceosomal snRNP assembly; RNA processing
Cellular component (GO): U4 snRNP; spliceosomal tri-snRNP complex; commitment complex
Molecular function (GO): RNA binding
Source: RefSeq, a predicted model, not a curated record
GUUUUAGUGUGGUCUAGGUUAGGGUUUUUGUGCGCGGCAAGAACUCCCAGUGUAGAAGGCGGCUUUGCGAGCGAGGAGACGCCGCCGAGAUGAAGCUCGUGAGAUUUCUGAUGAAGCUAAACAACGAGACGGUAUCGAUCGAGCUCAAGAAUGGGACUAUUGUGAAUGGAACAAUCACAGGCGUGGAUAUCAGCAUGAACACCCAUCUCAAGGCCGUGAAGCUGGUGUUGAAAGGGAAGAACCCCGUCACAAUGGAUCAUCUCAGCAUCCGAGGGAACAACAUCCGCUACUACAUUCUACCCGACAGCUUGAAUCUCGAGACGCUGCUCGUGGACGAUACGCCCAGAGUGAAGCAGAAGAAACCAGCGGCGGGCAAACCGGCUGGCCGAGGACGGGGCCGAGGUCGGGGCCGGGGCCGAGGCCGAGGCCGAUAGGAGUCGACCGGAGUGUAUGAUAUUUUGUGAAAGCAAGAAGCCGCCAGCCUCCCAGUUAACCGGAAGAAGAAAAAAAAAUGGUAGUCCCUCGAGGUUGUAUCUUUCCUUUCCAUGUCAACUCCUUUCGUUCACCAUCAAUAGUUGCAAGAGUGCUCCAGCCUUGGACUUUG